AGAGUAUGCUGGCGCUUUCUGUCGGUUGCCGUUGGUCGCCAAAUGCGGAGCUAAGAGUGUCUGUGGUUAGGAGCCUUUUGUUAAAAUAAUAUAUAAUUCUAAUAUUUGUACUAUUUAGAAUUGUAAUAGUUUAGCUCCAGAGUCGCGGAAAGGAUGUCAGAAACUGAUCCAAAAUCAGUGCAGGACCUCACAGGUGUGGUUCAGACAUUGCUUCAGCAGAUGCAGGACAAAUUCCAAACCAUGUCAGACCAGAUCAUUGGAAGAAUUGAUGAGAUGAGCACUCGUAUUGAUGACUUGGAAAAGAAUAUUGCAGAUCUAAUGACACAGGCAGGUGUGGAAGAGAUCGAGGGAGGAGAAAAGGUGAGUUUCUAAGGUUGCCAAAUAAUACACCAUUGCUACUGAAGGACGUUCUGCAAGAUCACAAGAUUUCUUUUUUCAAAUUGCUAGGUGUAAAGCAUUUUUUAUAUUAAUUCUUGUAAUAAUGGUUGCAUUCCUGACAGUGACUGUACAUUUAGAAUUGAAAACAUUUUUUCUUAAUAUUUUACAGAGUUUCUUAUAGCUGUACAAUUGUAAACUUCUUAGACUAGUAAGUAUUAACACACUACCAAAAUGCCAUUUAGUUAAAUUCCAUUGAGUUAAAUAAAAUUAUUUGUUACAAGGUUG
Acipenser ruthenus (sterlet) is the source of this 663-nucleotide messenger RNA. RefSeq names its product heat shock factor-binding protein 1. The transcript is spliced from 4 exons. The record is from RefSeq and is a predicted model, not a curated record. Gene Ontology annotation, molecular function: transcription corepressor activity. Gene Ontology annotation, cellular component: cytosol; nucleus. Lineage: Eukaryota; Metazoa; Chordata; Actinopteri; Acipenseriformes; Acipenseridae. The coding region runs from base 154 to 372 and encodes 72 amino acids. Gene Ontology annotation, biological process: cellular heat acclimation.